Molecule: messenger RNA, 1806 nt
Organism: Empidonax traillii (willow flycatcher)
Lineage: Eukaryota; Metazoa; Chordata; Aves; Passeriformes; Tyrannidae
Gene: ENTPD8
Product: ectonucleoside triphosphate diphosphohydrolase 8
Exons: 9
Coding region: 19-1515 (498 amino acids)
Biological process (GO): nucleoside diphosphate catabolic process
Cellular component (GO): plasma membrane
Molecular function (GO): GDP phosphatase activity; UDP phosphatase activity
Source: RefSeq, a predicted model, not a curated record
ACAGGAGCCUUCCCCUGAAUGAUGGCAAACAAGAAGCCCUUCACCAGUGCCAUCAUUGGGGCACUGGUGGCACUCUCCAUCAUCGCCCUGGUUCUCAGCCUGGUGAAGGUUGAAGAUGUGACACUGCCACCCACGGUCAAGUAUGGGCUGGUGUUCGAUGCGGGCUCAUCCCACACCUCUCUGUUUGUCUACGAAUGGGAUUCAGACAAGGAGAACGACACUGGUGUGGUCAGCCAGACCUUGUCCUGUGAUGUCCAGGGGCCCGGCAUAUCAAGCUAUGCCCACGAUCCCCCUAAAGCUGGAGAUUCCCUACGGGAAUGCCUGGAUAAAGCCCUGACGGUUGUUCCUGCUGCGAAACACAGGGAUGUCCCAGCUUACCUCGGAGCAACAGCUGGCAUGAGGCUGCUGAGGGAACAGAACAGUUCAGCAGCAGAUCAAGUCCUGGCCGAAGUCACUAAAACCAUGCAAGAGUACCCUGUGGAUUUCAAAGGGGCCCGAAUCCUUUCGGGAGAGGAGGAGGGGGCUUAUGGCUGGAUCACCAUCAACUACCUGCUGGACUCCUUCACCAAGUUCUCUCCCAAAGCACGUGCGUGGCUUCGUCCAGAGGCAGCCAACGUUUUUGGGGCACUGGAUCUUGGAGGAGCAUCCACUCAAAUCAGCUUUAUGCCCGAAGGUUCAGUGAUGGACCAGAAUGAAGCCUCCAAGUUCACCCUGUAUGGGUACAGCUACAACAUCUACACCCACAGCUACCUCUGCUACGGGCAGAACGAGGCGCUGAAGAGGCUGGCGAAGGAAUUAAUUGCGGAGUCGGCCCCCAGCAGGCGGGUCCAGCACCCCUGCUACCCGAAAGGCUACAAUGAAACGGUCCAUCUCUCUUCCUUCCGCACCAGCCCCUGCACCAACCGGAGCGACGCCCGCCUGCCCCUCGGAGACAGCACGGUGACCCUGGAGGGCAGGGGCAGUGCCAGCGGGUGCCGGGCAGCCCUCAGGGAGCUGUUCAACUUCUCGGCGUGCGGCCAGAGCCGGGACUGCACCUUCGACGGCGUGCACCAGCCCCCGCUGCGAGGGCAGUUCAUUGCCUUCGCUGGGUUCUACUACACCUUCAACUUCCUGAACCUGACCACCCAGAAGUCUCUGAAUGAUGUCAACGCUACAAUCCUGGCCUUCUGCAAGAGGAACUGGUCAGAGUUGGAGCAGACCUUUCCAGAGGCCAAGAAGUACCUGCACACCUACUGCUCCGUGGGCAUUUACAUCCUGACGCUGCUGCUCGAUGGCUUCAAGUUCAGUGAGCACACCUGGAGCAACAUCCACUUCAGCCGGCAGGCAGCAAACACGGACAUCGGGUGGACACUGGGCUUCAUGCUGAACUUCACCAACAUGAUCCCCGCGGAGCCUCUGGAACUCGUCAAGGGCCACCAGCCCGGGCUGUGGGCAGGGGCUGUCUCCUUCAUCGUGCUGGCCCUUGUGACAGGCCUGGUGGCUGUUCUCCUCCUGUGUUUCUGGAAAACCAAGUAGCUCCCAGCCUCCUGACUCCAGGCAUCCUGCCCACUAACCCAGGCAAGGAAGUGGUGCAGAAGAGGUGGAAGGGGGAGAAGAAUGAGGGCAUUAGACCCAUCUCCAUUGCUCAGGAGACCUGACUGGGUCAUCUCUGUGAAUGUCUAAGAUUACAAAGUUGUCUUGAUCUCUCUGAACCUCCAAGAGGAAAAGACUCCUUUAAUCUGACUGCCAAAAGCUGACUGAGACUUGGUGGCUGGAUGAAGCCAGAUAAAUUCAAACUAGAAAUAAAAUCCGUUUUGUUUUUAAAUA